AUGCCACGUGGGAAGUCAAAAUUGAUACUGAAUUUCGCACAAUUAAAUAUUAACGAAAAGCCUUACGAGACGACAAUUUUUGACGAUGACGAGGAAGCAUCUAUCAGCUUACCACCAACUCUAAGUCGGUCUCUCAAGUGUUCCGAUUACCGUACCUUGCCAUGGCUCACCCCCUAUGACCUCCAGUCGUCAACACCGCCAAACGAGAGCCGAUCUGGCGGUUCGGCCCACCACCAUAAGACAAAAGGAGUCCAUUCUAGUCGCUCUGCGGGACAUGCUGCUACAGCCAACAGCGUUAGCAAACUACAAACUGCAGAUUUUUACUGUGUCAAUCUGGAAUCUCGCUUCAUCCUCAACACCGGUCAUAUGGCUUGGAAACACGCGGAUAACAUCAAGGUCAAGUUGGGAUCUCCCUGUGUCUAUUUUAACCAUCCAGAGUUCUUUACGAAGGCCGGGAAUAUUUUUGCAAAGGAAUACAAUUUAAAGUGUCGGCAAGAGGAAAAGCGACGAGAGGAGUGGGAGAGGGCUCGUAAGAUCAUCCAGAGUGCCAGAGCUGCGUAUACUUCAGGUCGCCCAAGUUUCUGUGUUCCUGCAGAGAAGUAUACAGAAGACAGUCAAUGCAAUCUUACUGCAGAACGACCCAAAAAUUCUCCACCGCGCAAGAGUCCACGACUUAGUGGCAAUGGUAAGCCACUUUUUGAUCCUCGCCCCUGGCGAAGAGAUGUGUUAGAAUUGGAGGCCGAUGAAAGCGGGUCUCGACCCAGCGAAAGUCGAUCACCUAUCAACGAGGCGUACGCAGAUGCACACGAAUUGAUUGACAAUCACCUAAGAAUGCUGGAUAGGCAGAAACUCAUUGAAGUUUUGCCCGUUGUGUACCCACAUCAAAGUGGUGAAGAAUGA
Messenger RNA from Hydatigera taeniaeformis, 900 nucleotides. NCBI's taxonomy places the organism in Eukaryota, Metazoa, Platyhelminthes, Cestoda, Cyclophyllidea, Taeniidae. The record is from the annotation of a GenBank genome assembly.